AUCCAUUUCUCUUUGCAAUAAUCUCAAAUCCGGGGAUGCCGUCGAGAUCAAUCAUGGGGGCUCCGGGCAAAGUCGUGAUGACGAUUGGCUGGACCCCGUUCCCGCUACGUGCUCUUCCAGGCCGUGGGUACCUCGAAGGCUCGAAUGAAGCUUUUUUCGAACAAGGCCUGUCGACCAGACCUGACCAACAUUCUUGGUCUAGUCCAAUCCUGGGAUAGCCUCCAAAUCCGAUUCAGUCUCUUCACAGCAU
Molecule: messenger RNA, 250 nt
Organism: Colletotrichum acutatum
Lineage: Eukaryota; Fungi; Ascomycota; Sordariomycetes; Glomerellales; Glomerellaceae
Exons: 1
Coding region: 36-218 (60 amino acids)
Source: RefSeq, a predicted model, not a curated record